AACAUCACCAGACACAGGGACAGGAGACUGGUACAGAAGAGAGAGAGAUGUCGUCUGGGAUGUACACAGUGAAGUUUAUAUUGAGACCACGGAAAGAACUCGUGUGUAUAAGACUGAGGAGAAGACCCCAACAAGUCCUCCCUAUAUGCAAGUGACAAUAGAGGAUGUGCAGGUGAACUCUGGGGAACGUGCCAAAUUUCAGGCAGUCAUUGAAGGAACCCCUCAGCCCAUCGUUUUGUGGUUUAAGGAUGGUGACUCCACCACCUCCCUAGGCAGCCUCAACAGGAUACAUCAAGGGAAGGAAGGAACAACGUAUUUCUUACUUGUGGACAAUGCUACCUUGGAAGAUGGUGGUGUUUAUACCUGUGUUGCCAAAAAUGCAGGAGGGGAAGUUUUGUGCAAAGCAGAACUUACUGUACGUGAAGGUAAUGCCACUCUUUUAGCUAAAGACCAAGAAGGAAAGAAAAUGCCCACCAGGAGAAAGCUCCAUUCCCAUUAUGAGGUGAAGCAGGAGAUUGGAAGGGGCUGCUUCAGCUUUGUGAAACGAGUUGUACACAAAGGGAACAGGGUGUCUUGUGCUGCUAAAUUCAUACCUCUACGAAGCAAAACGAAGGCUCGAGCGCAUCAAGAGAGGGAUAUUCUUGCCUCUCUGUCCCACGACCGGAUUACCAGGCUCCUGGAUGAGUUUGAAACAAGAAAAACACUGAUUUUGAUUCUGGAGUUAUGCUCCAAUGAAGAGCUCCUUGACCGUUUAUUCAAGAAAAGUGUGGUCACUGAAGCAGAGGUCAAACUAUAUAUCAAGCAAAUUUUGGAAGGACUCAAAUACCUUCAUGACAGAAACAUUCUUCAUUUGGACAUCAAGCCGCUGAAUAUCCUCAUGGUUUAUCCUGAAAGGGAAGACCUGAAGAUCUGUGACUUUGGAUUUGCUCAGAAGAUCACACCCUUUGAGCCUCAGUUCAGCAAAUAUGGGUCUCCAGAGUUUGUUGCCCCAGAAAUUGUUUCUCAGUCACCAGUGUCAAAAGCAACUGAUAUCUGGGCUGUUGGAGUCAUCACGUAUUUAAGCCUCACAUGCAAGUCUCCAUUUGCUGGGGAGAAUGACAGAAAAACCCUUCUAAAUAUCCAGAAUGGGGAAAUCUCCUGGACCAUUCCUGAUGUUGUUCACUUGAGUGAAGAUGCAAAGGACUUCAUGAAAGGGAUCCUACAGCAGAACCCCACAGCCAGGCCUAGUGCUUUGGACUGUCUUUCCCACAAGUGGUUCAUGCAUAAUGUCCCCCUCGAAGCAGCUCAUUUCAUUAAUACCAAGCAGCUCAAAUUCAUUGUGGCUCGAAGCAAGUGGCAGCGGUCUUUAAUGUGCUAUAAAUCCAUCCUGGUAAUGAGGUCUAUCCCAGAAAUCCUUGAAAGGACUCAUGACAACAACUCCCUGGCCAUCUCCCGACACCUCAUUGAGGAAAGCACUUCAUCCAGUACCAGUGGCUCCUCUUCAGACAAUGAGAACUCUAAUUUCCCCAGGAAGAGGCACUUUGGCUCUACACCUGAACUGCACUCACCCAUGUUUGACAUGCCAACCCAUCAAGAGCCUCCAAAGUAUUCAAGUGAAGAGAAGCACUCCAAAAUCGCAAUCCCUCCAGUAAAACCCAUGAGGAGGAAGUAUGCUUCGAUGAGAGCUGAGGUGGGGGGUACAUCACCUACAGAAAGCAAAGAGCUCAUGGCAAGUAUCUUACAGGAGAAAGAGGAGGGGCUCCAUCCCAGUCUUCAAGAUGAAAGAGCAGAGCCAUCUCAAAGAAGUGGUUCUGCUGAGCCUUCAUCAGUGAGGACUUCCACAGAAAGCACAUUGCAUCUGCAUCAGAAAGGAAAACCAGACACAUCUUUAUCUGAUAAGGAGAGAGUUGAAAAGGCUGGGGAUGGGACAGAAAAGCCAUCUGCCUGUGUUCCUAGGCAGAGUGUCAUUAAAAGCACUUUCUACAGCCAAGCAACUGAGCUACCUGCAAGGGCACCUUCUUCACCAGGCAGGGAGUUCAGAAGGCACCUGGACAGAGCCAGAAGGACUUUCCGGAAAGCUGGAUAUUCAAAGGUUCCCCUCAGUGGUCUACGUGAACCCCUUCUAGAGCAGUUUGAACUGGAAGAAGAAGAAGAAGGAAACGAUCGCAGGGAAAGUCUGCUUGGAUCCUUGACCAAAUCAGCAUCAUUUGACACUGCCCGGAAACCACCACAUCCUGCCAUUGCUGGUGCCAGCCGAAGCCGUUCCCUGGAUGACUACAGGCUGAGAGCCUCAAGAUCAUUGAGGGAACAAGAUAUUUUGGAAGAAGACUCUGAUGUAUUGUCACAGGAAAGUUGUCCUGAAGGCAGUGACCACUGUGACAUUUCCAUGGGGCCUGGUAAGGGAUGUUCUGUAGACAUUUCAAAGCAAGAGGAUGUUAGGAGAGCCAGCAAGGAUUGUUCAGGAAAGCAGACCUCUCCUUCCACACAUUGUGAGGGUAAUGGGUGCCCAACUGCUUUUGUGCAACAGGUAGAGAGACUUCCAGUGUUACCUCAUAGGAGUGAAAAUAGGAAACAUUUACUAAAGAAGUCCAAAGCUACUGAGAUUGAGGAGGACAUUGAAGAUUUGGAAGGGAAAAGCCCCAUUCUAGCUGCCCAGUUCUCAGAUGUAACUACAUCAUCAGAUCAAAAACAUGAGAGCACAGAGGGUAAAUCUUCCUCUCGUUAUGCCUCUGACACUGCUUUUCAGGAGAGUGGAGAGUCUAUUUCAACCCUCACCCAGUCAAAGAGCACCUCCAAGUCAUCUCCUACAAGUAAAGGAGGUGUGUGUCUGCCCCAGGAGUCUGCUCACAGUACUGACAUCCAUUCAGACCAAAAAGGUGGAAGCUUGUUUAUCAAAAGGACAGCCCCAGUUCCACCUUGGAAGGACAAAAGGCAGAAACAUUCAGAUGAAGAAACUUCUGCUCAUAGCAUUGCUGAGUCUGAACCCAUGGAGCAUGAAACCUCUGCUGUUCCGACAGAACAAACAGAAACCGAUUCACUUCCAGUAUGUAAAGACAAAAGUCAUGAACUUCCUGGGCAAAGUGUUCCAGCAGCUACUGUCCUGGUGGGGAAACAGUCAGGUACCCUCACAGCUGGUGAAGGUACUCUUCAGAAGCUGAAGACCCAUAAAGAGGUGAGAUCUGCUGUGCUGGAGGAUGAAGGACCGGCCAUUACAGGAAUUACUCCACCAUCAGCCCAUAGUGGUGAAAGCCAAGCACACAAGAAGGCUGCUGUUCACACAGACACAGCAUCAGUCAUCCUGAAGGGAGAGCACCUCGCUAUUCCAGAAGUCCCACCACCAAAAUCAACGCUGACUUCAGUUUCCGAGGAAGCACAGCAGGCUGAAAGGAAACAGCUAGCUCACAGCAAGGACAGUCUUGCUGUUCUGAGGAGUGAAAGCUCAGCAGUCACAGAGGUUGUUCCCAGUUUGGCCUAUGAAGGAGCUGAACCUCAGAAAGUUCCUAAAGGUCACAGCAUGGUUUCUGCUGUUCUGGAAAGCAGACACCUGGCAACAACUGUGUCCUCUCAAAGCACUGUUCUCCCUUCAGUCCAUGAGAGUGAAAAACAACAUCCACCUCACAGUGAGAUGAGAUCUAUUGUGACAGCUAGUGGAAGCCAAGCAACUGGACAGACUGUGGCUACUUCUGUCCCCAAAGCUGGACAUCAGGUGUUUGAACAGCACAGGGCUGCCAGACCCAGUGAUGAGGUUUCUGAUGGUCUGGAGGGUGAGCAUCCAAGUGCCUUCACUGCUCAACAACCAGAAGUUGCUCCAGCUUCAGACCAUGAACUAGAAUGUGAGGAACAUCCAAAGGUUUAUGGUGAGGGUGGAGGCGUUGCCUUACAAAGUGGAAGAUCUGAUGCGGGAAAAGCUGUCUCACCGUCGCUCCACAAGUAUCACAGUCAGGAGGUCUCACAUCAUAGGUCUUCUUUUUACAGUGAUGAGGAGUCUGCCAUGCUGGAGGGCUUAGUGGAUGAGAUGGUUUCCCUCUCUGAAGAGAUGAAUGUUUGGGCAGAGUCAGUUUCUGGUGAGAAGGAAAGCAGAAAGCACGUUUCUCCUCCCACAGAGAUGUUCCACAAAGGCCCAGGUAGCCAAGAACCCAUGAACACCUCCUUCCCUACUGUACAAGGGGGUAAAAGAGAAAUCUUUGAGCACGAUGACCUUGAAGAACCCUAUCUUGUCCUGAGUGAGGAGUCAGGGGUACUGGAAGAACAGGGAGCACAGACAGCUCCUCAUGAAUGUGAACACCUGGACGACUUGGCGUUUGAGAGCCCCACCUCCAGCCGAGAGAGUGUUUCCUCAACAGAGAGCCUGGAUACUGGGAAAAGACUCAGUCAAGGUCCAGUAAGCAAGGACACUGGUAAACACCCUGAAGUUUCUUUAGUGAAAAUCAAAGACCUGUCAGAUGAAACACCCAGUCCUGGCAGUGGCCCUCAAAAAUUUGACAUAUCAGAGGUGGAACCUGCCUAUUUGAAUUUCUCUGACUUGUAUGACAUUGUCUAUUUUCCAUUUGAAUUUCUGUGCUACAAGAAGCCUUCACCCAAACCAGUUCGUAGACGGUUUAUACCUCUUGGUGAAAGGGCAAGGUCCCCUCCUUCAGGACAUCUGCAUAAGGAUAAAAGACUGUGCAUCAGGGAACAGGCAGAGGACAAGAACAGGAAGAACCGUUUGGAAAUAUCUGAGGAUUCAAAGGCAACUAAUUUAUUAGCCAUGGGGAAAGGGGCCGAGAGUCAUAAAGAAAAGCAUAGCUCCCAUAAGGACUCCAGUGGUAAGCAGAAAAGCUCCUUCAACACCAAACCAGGACUCUUUAAGCCAUAUGCAAGGUCUCAUUCAAUGGAGCAGUCAGUGGAGCAGAGUCUGAAGAAGAAAGUAAAAGCGUCUGUUGCCCAUAUUUCAAGAAUCCUGAAAGGAAAGACAUCUCCUGAGCCAGAGGGAGAGGAAGCCCCAUCAUUCACUGAGGAGCUCAUUGACCAGGCUGCUGCCGUCGGACAGUGUGUGACGCUGUCAUGCCGCACGGCAGCUCACUCCUCCCUGCACACCAGCUGGUUCAGAGAUGGGAUACCUGUCCACAGCAGCAGCCGGAUCCUCAUCUCAUCCACACUCAAACACUUCCAGCUGUUAACUAUUCUCUCUGUUAAUGCUGAUGAUUUUGGUAUUUACACUUGUGUGGCCACAAACUCCCUGGGCUCAGCAUCCACUUCUUGUGUCAUAAGAAAAGCAGAGGUUCCUCCCAGCCCUCCACCACCUGACAUCGUGGAGGUAUACAAGGAUGCAGUGCAGGUGGUUUGGAAACCUGUGGAAACCAACACCCCUGUUCAUUACACUAUCCAGUGCAAGAGUGAAGAUGGGGAAUGGACAACUCUUGCUUCUGACAUUGCUGACUGCU
This is a messenger RNA of Acanthisitta chloris (rifleman), 5402 nucleotides long. Its product is annotated as obscurin-like. Gene Ontology annotation, biological process: protein phosphorylation. NCBI's taxonomy places the organism in Eukaryota, Metazoa, Chordata, Aves, Passeriformes, Acanthisittidae. The transcript is spliced from 18 exons. Gene Ontology annotation, molecular function: protein binding; protein kinase activity; ATP binding. The annotation marks the transcript as partial. The record is from RefSeq and is a predicted model, not a curated record.